Messenger RNA from Centropristis striata (black sea bass), 3200 nucleotides. RefSeq names its product nuclear receptor binding protein 2b (gene nrbp2b). Gene Ontology annotation, cellular component: endomembrane system; cytoplasm. The transcript is spliced from 18 exons. Gene Ontology annotation, biological process: endoplasmic reticulum to Golgi vesicle-mediated transport; intracellular signal transduction; protein phosphorylation. The record is from RefSeq and is a predicted model, not a curated record. Gene Ontology annotation, molecular function: protein serine/threonine kinase activity; ATP binding. NCBI's taxonomy places the organism in Eukaryota, Metazoa, Chordata, Actinopteri, Perciformes, Serranidae. Bases 704 to 2221 code for a protein of 505 amino acids.
AAGUUUGCCUUGCUUUAGUUUGGGGUGGUGGUUCGUCCUUGUUGGUUUUUGCUUCAUUUUCAAGACAGCCUCUUUGUAUAGCCGAAAAAACUCUGUGCGCACAUACUGGCGUGUUUACGGUAGUGCGCUCCAUCUCUCUGCGCACCGUGCCUGGCAGGAGCUCGCAGCUUCAGAGCCAACAACACCGACAAUGACGCGUGUAGGAGACGGCCGAAAAUUUUACUCUCCCUCCUAAAACAGGCGGUACCUGAGGCGAGCAAUGAACGCAGUGGACAUUUCGCUUCACCGACCGAGCCUCAUCUCCUGUGGUGCUUCACUGUGAGCAGCUGAAAAACAUUUCGCAAUCUAUUUUGCAUGCAGCCGACAGGGCGCAUUAAGAAGUCUGGGAUAUAUUUUUCCACCCCAGCCCAGUCCGGCGACCUUGCAGCGUGUGUGCUGCUUAUCUGAAGGAGCCUGUUUUGAAGCAAUAUCAGGUUUUUUUUCUCUCCAAGAUGUUUUGAGCGCCAGGAGGGCUGAGAAGCGGCUGGUGUCGUCGGUCGGGGGGGUUUGCUCACUGCGCAGACAAGCGGCGGACUGUCUCUGCGUUACCGCUCGGCUCGUCUGGUCUGAUCCACAACAAACACAGCUCAGGGAAGGCAAGGAGGUGGAAGAAAGAAGCUUUUAAGGUGUGUUUUUUGGAAAUCAGGAAAUAUACGGCGUUAAAAUGACGAUGUCCGUCCCGGAGAGGAAAUCAGGAUCGGAGGGGAAGGAGGAGGAGAGCGAGGAUGAGAGUGAAAUCCUGGAGGAGAGCCCGUGCGGCCGCUGGCAGAAACGGAAAGAGCAGGUGAGCCAAGGUAAUGUCCCAGGUGUGGAAAGUGCCUCUCUGGCCAUGGACACAGAGGAGGGCGUGGAGGUUGUGUGGAACGAGGUGCUAUUCUCCGACAAGAAGGUCUACAAAGCACAGGAGGAGAAGAUCAAGGAGAUGUUUGAGAACCUGAUGCAGGUCGAACAUCCCAACAUUGUCAAGUUCCACAAGUACUGGCUGGACAUGAAGGAGAGCCAGGCUCGGGUUAUAUUCAUCACAGAAUACAUGUCGUCUGGCAGCCUCAAGCAGUUCCUGAAGAAAACCAAGAAAAACCACAAGACCAUGAAUGUGAAGGCCUGGAAGAGAUGGUGCACCCAGAUUCUCUCUGCCCUCAGUUAUCUGCACUCUUGCGACCCUCCAAUAAUCCAUGGCAACCUGACGUGCGACACCAUCUUCAUUCAGCAUAACGGCCUCAUCAAGAUCGGCUCAGUGUGGCAUCGGCUAUUUGUUAAUGUGUUUCCAGAUGCCAGUGUCCACGGUAAAGCGAGACAACACCGUGACGAGCAGAGGAAUCUUCAUUUCUUUGCUCCAGAAUGUGGAUCUGGCGAAGAUGAUUAUGCCAUAGACAUUUUCUCCUUCGGCAUCUGUGCUCUAGAGAUGGCAGUACUGGAGAUCCAGGCCAACGGAGACACUGCUGUGUCCAAGGAGGCCAUCGCCAAUGCAGGUCAAUCUCUGGAAGACCCUCUCAUGAGAGAGUUUACCCAGUCCUGUUUGCGUCACGAAGCCAAGCUCCGUCCUACGGCUCACGACCUUCUGUUCCACCGCGUCUUGUUCGAGGUGCACUCCCUCAAACUGCUCGCCGCCCACUGCCUCAUCAGCAACCAGUACUUGCUCCCGGAAAACUGUGUGGAGGAGAAAACCAAAUCCUUUGACCCCAACGCUGUCAUGGCAGAGAUUAAACACGAAGACAGACAAGGAGUUCAGCUCAAAUACUCCCACGUGUCGCCUCUGGAACUUGACAAGUUUCUGGAGGAUGUCAAGAAUGGGAUCUACCCCUUAAUGAACUUCGCCUCAUCCCGGCCUCACCCCGUCCCUCGCGCCCUCUCCUUGUCUCAGGAGCAGGUUGAGACGGUCAAGACGCCGACUCCUGAACCCCAAGAGACCGAAACAAGAAAGGUUGUUCAGAUGCACUGUAAUUUGGAGACAAAUGAAGAAGGGACCAAAACUCAUCUCUCUUUGUUUCUGAAGAUGGAUGACAAACUUCACAGGCAGCUAAGCUGUGACAUCCUUCCAACUGACACCUCCAAAGACCUUGCCAGUGAACUAGUUCACUACGCCUUCAUAACUGAGGAGGACAGUGAGAAGGUAGCAGGGUUCCUGGAGGACGCCAUCAGCCGACACCGGGUCCGAGCGCUCGCCUCUGGGAGCACACAGUGAGGAGGGGUCACAGCAGUGGCUGGCCCAGACAGAGGGGCCCGGGCAUUGAUCACACAGAUCAAAAAAAGGGAGAGGGCAGCAGACAGGAUCACACAGCCAGAAACAGAGGGAGCUGAUCCAGCUGGGCACAAAAAGGGGACAAAUACAGGAGGAUGCUGGGCCUUGACAGUCAGAAAAUUACCCCAGAGAGAAAGAGGGAACUCCAGCGCUGAGAAAGGAACCAAAGGCCCCUCUGGUUAGAGGGCCGGAGGCAUCAUGGCUGUGUUCAGCAAUCCCACAAAGCAGUGAAAGAUUGACAAACUCCCUGCCUAAAAGGGCUAUCAUGCCUUAAGAUAUCUUGACAGCUUUUUCCAUAAUGCCACUAUUCAGAACGGAAAUGUUUUACUUACAAACGCAGCAGCUAUGUUUCCAGAAGGACAUUUUAUCGCUCAUAAGCCUCGUUUGCACUCCAACGUCCACUUGAUUGGUGAUCAUUUACUUUGAAUUGUAAACAAAGUAAUUUACUAAAGCCUCUCUCCUCUCCUCCUCUCUCCUCGGUUUAUCACAGUUUUAGGAAUUUAAUAUUCCGUCCAACAUGCACUGUUAAUACUCAUUUAUUUAUUUCUGUUUAACUGUGAACAAUAGAAGCUUUGCACAAGCCUGUUUUUGUUUUGCUUUACAUUUUAUGACAUGCGAAAUUAACACACCUCACUGCACUCUAUGGGUAAAGGCUCCUUCUCCCAGAGCUAAACACACCAAGCCUAAAUGUAGUGAUCAGCAAUGAGAUGAUGCCUCUCUUUUAGCCUGUAGUGCUCUUAAGGGUUUUCCCUGUUAAAGUGUUCUGAAAGCCAAAGACUUGAAAAGUGCCUGAUACGGCAAAAUGUACUUUGGACAAAAAUUCCUAAUGAAAUGGCAUAUUACCAAACUCAGCAAUUUGGAAUUUAACUAAAUCAGGCUGACUUUAACUGGUAUAACCAGAUACAUUGAUUUGUACUACAAA